AAGAGAAGAGACAGAAGUCAUGUCCAAAGUGUGGCCAGCUCUCACAUGUCAGAAGAUCAGUGUGACUCUGAUGUUAAAAAAAAGAGGAACAUUUCUCUUAAGAAAAAAGAAAAGAGAUUUUCCUCUGCAAGAUCUGGUAACAGAACAAGAAUUCCACACGAUGUGUCUGUCCACAUGAGAACUAAGUCUGAUGAACAACCUUAUGUCUGUACAGAAUGUGACAGAAGCUUUAGUCAUGCAUCUUAUCUUAAAGUACACAUGAGAAUCCAUACAGGAGAAAAGCCCUUUUCUUGUAAAGAAUGUGAUAAAAGUUUUAGUCAAACAUCUGACCUCAAAAAACACACGAGAACACAUACAGGAGAGAAGCCUUUUUUGUGUAAAGAAUGUGACAGAAGUUUCAGUCGCAAAUCUAAUCUCAAAACACACAUGAGAACUCAUACAGGAGAGAAGCCUUUUUUGUGUAAAGAAUGUGACAGAAGUUUUAAUUGCAUAACUAAUCUCAAAACACACAUGAGAACUCAUACUGGAGAGAAGCCUUUUUCGUGUAAAGAAUGUGACAGAAGUUUUAGUCUAAUAUCUCAUCUCAAAACACAUAUGAGAACUCAUACAGGAGAGAAGCCUUUUUCGUGUAAAGAAUGUGACAGAAGUUUUAGUCAAAUGUCUAAUCUCAAAAAACACAUGAGAACUCAUACAGGAGAGAAGCCUUUUUCUUGUCAAGAAUGUGACAAACGUUUUAUCGUAAAAUCUCAUCUCAAAAAGCACAUGAGAACACAUGGAGAAGAAAAGCCCUUUUUCGUGUAAAGAAUGUGACAGAUGUUUCAGUUGCAUAUCUAAUCUCAAAACACACAUGAGAACUCAUUUAGGAGAGAAGCCUUUUUUGUGUAAAGAAUGUGACAGGAGCUUUCAUCAAAUAUCUAAUCUUAAAUCUCACAUGAGAAUCCAU
Messenger RNA from Oryzias melastigma (Indian medaka), 943 nucleotides. Its product is annotated as gastrula zinc finger protein XlCGF49.1-like. The record is from RefSeq and is a predicted model, not a curated record. The coding region runs from base 46 to 801 and encodes 251 amino acids. Gene Ontology annotation, biological process: central nervous system development; regulation of transcription by RNA polymerase II. NCBI's taxonomy places the organism in Eukaryota, Metazoa, Chordata, Actinopteri, Beloniformes, Adrianichthyidae. Gene Ontology annotation, molecular function: RNA polymerase II cis-regulatory region sequence-specific DNA binding; DNA-binding transcription factor activity, RNA polymerase II-specific. The transcript has a single exon. Gene Ontology annotation, cellular component: nucleus.